AUGGUAUCAUGGAGCUCAAUAAACCCGUUAAACAUAUCAUGGAACUCAAUAAACCCGCUAAACGUCUUCACAAGAUCCAAGGCCACAGAACCAGUACGGGUCAAGGAUGUGGGUAAAAGAAACCUAGGCUUGCCCGCCCCACUAAUCUGGAUGUGCAUAGGUGGCAUGCUUACAACUCUGAUAUAUACGUUCUUGUAUCGUCCUCAAUGGUUACGUAGUAUACGACCAUAUUUUGGAGCUAAUAGUGAGGCUGAUAAUAGUAAUAGUAAUAGCAAUAAUCAAAAUCGAAAUCGACGAUCGCUAGUUGAACGAGAAUCUUGGACUAACUGGCUUAAACGUCCUCAUGUCACCUACAACACGUAUCAUGUGCAUCGAUGUGAACGGUGUGGUGGUGAUAGUGUGGAGCCGAUCAAUGGGUUGGGUGUUAAUGAUAGUGUGGAGCCGAUUUAUAGAUCGGGUGUUAAUGAUAGUGUGGAGCCGAAUAAUGGGUUGGGUAGUGUAGUGCUUGUUGAAGAGAGUGAAAAUUUUUAA
Messenger RNA from Ambispora gerdemannii, 531 nucleotides. Lineage: Eukaryota; Fungi; Glomeromycota; Glomeromycetes; Archaeosporales; Ambisporaceae. The record is from the annotation of a GenBank genome assembly.